CACCUCAACGUCGCCGAAAUUCGACGUUCUCCACCUACGACUGCAACCACAACUCAAUUCUCAUCAUCGUCAUCCCGCCUCAUGGACCUGCUAUCCUCCCCUCGAGUCCCAAGGAACGUCAAAGAUCAUCCGUCGUAUAUGCAGACCUUUCAAUAUCACUCAUCACAAUGCCCCUCAGCCAUCGCCUCGGACAAACUCUUGCAGAGGCUCGAUCCAAAGCUCGAUCGGUGUACCAUCUUCUGCGUGACCGCGGCGUCAAUGACGAGGCACGCGUAGCUGUCAGAAUGCUCCUUGGUACUCUCCACAGCCUUUGGCUAUUAUUUGAAGACUUUUCAGAAGAAGGCACUCCGCCAGCGUGUCCAGACCACACCCUUUUCGACGACUUGACCGAUCUUCUUGAUAACCCCAGCCUUGAGUGGUCGACAAGCUCGGCAUCACCAAAAGACGGACCCCCUUCUCUUUCAGCAUUUACCUCAAGCAUCUACCAGAUCCAGGGCCAGCUAGGUUCUCUUGUCCGAUGCGACUCUUGGGCUGCCUUGCUCGUACGCUUGUCGACGAACGGUCACCGCAAAGAUGUUCAAAGCCAACACCUAGAUCAUGCACUCAACUCUGCACCCAAACCCACAGAGAUCGAUAGCGACACAUGCAUUGCCCUACUUCUAAGCGCCGAGUUCGACAACAAGCCGGCUGAUUGCUUCACGCACAGGCAAUGUGUCGCUGAGAGAGAUAUGAAUCGCCCCGAAUAUGGUGCAGCAGCAAAGCUUCUGCCGGAUCUAGCCCGCCAAAGAUACACCGACUACAAGACACCAAUCCACGUGCUUUUCCACUCGAGAAAGUCGUCGCACUUUUUCCAAUGGCUAUUGGAAUACGCCAGGCAGGUAUGGCCGGAGACUUUCAACCUCAGCUCCGGUGCCCUGUCGAUGGCACCACUGCAUCUGCUGAUGUCGAGACUCGAGGAUGAGUCGGUCACCCCUUUCCAUGUUGCUGCUUCAUUAGGGCUGCCUCGGCUCUGCGAGCAAAUGAUAUCGUGGGGAGUAGACGUCAACAAGCCGAGCCCUCUGGGUACACCUCUUUAUUGCGCAUUGCUUGGUCAAACGGCCCUCCUAGGACGCUCUGCCGACCCUGCGCAACUAGUAUGUGACUGCAAACCUACCGACUCCCAGGAAGAGACAAUACGGGUCCUCUUGGAUUCAGGUGCUUCGUGUUCCGCGGAAACAGCUGGACCCUGUCAAGACGAACAAUUUUCACUGGCAACAUUGGCAUUUCUGAUUUGCCAGGCAAUCCGUGCUCCAAAGAUCCUACUUCGCCUUCUAAAGUUGGGGAUCGCUCUCGACAUGAGAUUUAUCCAGCUCUUCCACGGAAAGGAUUCUCUUUUGCAUUACUGGCCGUCUCCUCUCAAGCCACCAACACGUUCGUUCUUGGAAGGAAUGCUUCCCGCCAUUCUUGAUAGAGCAAUCCCCGAAUACGACAUCUACAAUGAUAUUUCACUAUUGGCUACAGGCAUCUAUGAGAUCCUAGACCACUUCAACCUAGCUCGUCCUUCGAGUAUCGCCGGGUCUCGACCUCUUGAUGUCUCAGACACCUUGUAUGUGGAUCUCGUCCGAGAAGCAGCCCAAGAUGGCGAGACGGCAGUUGUCAGAAGGCUUAUCUUGGAUCCUCGCUGGGAUCCAAACGCAUAUAUGGCCCCUCAGAGAGCACUCUCAAGUGCAUCGUCCGACAAUGACUUCGCCUUGGACGAGCCUCGAAAGGCAACAACAAUACUACAUCAUGCGGUCGAGACCGAUGAAAUAGCUCUAGUGGCUGCCAUCUUGACAUCAGGAGAAGAUGUCGAUGUGCAUAUACGAAACCACAAAGACCAGACACCCUUGAUGUUGUCAGAAUCGCCCGAGACCUUGAAACUCCUUUUGGACCAUGGAGCAAGAACUACAGAUACCGAUGAGAGUGGGCGUAAUAUCUGGCACUUCGCAGCCGCCAAUUCAGACACCGUCCUACUGGAAUGCCUUCAAGAGCACGACAAGCACAAAGACCAGAAUCUGAGGGGUGUAAUGACUGACGGCCAGACCCCCAUUGCCGAGGCCGUCAUCUAUCCCUUCAACUCGAUGAGGCACGGGCGGAAAAUAACACCCGAAGCUCUCAAAGGGGCGAUUCACAUGCUCCAGACCUGCAAGCCGGAUCUUGCCUACCUCAAAAGCCCGCAAUCUCUUAUUUUUCUGGCUGUUGAAUGUGGCUCAGCGGAUCUACUCCGCAGCUUAAUUGACUUCGGCGCAGACCCCUUCGAAGUUGAUGAAGAAUCUCAGAAUGCCCUGCACUUCCUCAACGUGUCGGCCAGAAAGCCUCUGAUCGAUAUUCUGUUGAACUUGGACUUUGAACCCAUCCUCAAUGCCGAAAGAAAAUCUCCGGCGGAAACAAUUUUCCAGGUUUUCAAUGACAGGGCCCUGUUUGGUCCCACCUCAGCCAUACACCCCGCCAGACUAGCCACCCUCGAUGCUGGCGUAUACAGCCGUCUGCUUGACUACAAGAAUAUUCUCACCAGCCGCGACGAUGCCAACAUGGGGCUUUGGGAGCGGUUUUCUCUCACUGUUAUGGCAACAGAUGCGCCUAGAUGGCUAGUAGGAGUGACUGCGCAACCGUCUCUACAAACUGCUGUAGAGUGCUUGAUCAAGAAAGGGGCCUUGGCCAGGUACGAAGAGGAGAGUGGACAGUGCGGUAUAAUCCCAAUUUUCUCGAGGUGGACGGAGAUCUCUGGCACCCAAAAACUAUUUCCCAAGUGGCUGCGAGCAAUACUGUUGACAACCCUCGAAGCCACGACGAAAUUAGACCAACUGAGAGAAUCGCCAGCUUUGAUAGAGUUCAUCUCACCGGACGAUGAGCCAGAAAACCCUGGCUUUGCCGAGGAAUGAUUGGGCUCGGGGGUGCCUGUUCACGAGUAUGUC
Messenger RNA from Colletotrichum phormii, 2933 nucleotides. RefSeq lists its product as uncharacterized. The record is from RefSeq and is a predicted model, not a curated record. Gene Ontology annotation, molecular function: protein binding. Gene Ontology annotation, cellular component: cytoplasm; nucleus. Lineage: Eukaryota; Fungi; Ascomycota; Sordariomycetes; Glomerellales; Glomerellaceae. The coding region runs from base 168 to 2900 and encodes 910 amino acids. The transcript has a single exon.